ACAGAAUUCCACAGUUUGUGCCACUACCCAUCAUCAAGGAGAUUUUGAGAUCUCGUCAGGGAAAAACUCGCAAAUGACAAAUGGAUCGGUGAAAGAAUCUAGAAAACUGCUAUAGUAAAAACUGCUGAGUGCUGAGUGACGCUGUGUGACUCCAAUGGGUAGUUGAGUCCGAGUUGACCUGCAGAUUGAUCCUCUUGGUGGCCAACUCUUCCAUCCCCUCAAUGAUUGACAGUCAAAAUAACUCAAUGCUUCCGUGAUCUGAGUUCAUUGUGGAGCCUCAACAACAAACGAGGUUGCUCUCAAGUCCAAGGGCUUUCGACUUCCUGAGCAAAAUCUUGCUCGUGGUUUGAUGCUUCGGCUUUCUCGUUUUCUGCUUUUCUUUGGAUAAGUGGUCAGCGCACGAAUCUGCUACUAUUUGGGCUUCUCACACUUUAGCCAAACAAAUGUCCAGCCAUUUUCCUCUUAAUGAUUCAAAGAGAUGAUCAGUCACUUGUUCACUUGUUGAGGGGAUCAAGUAACAGAAAGCCAAUUGUGUAUUUAUUUCUCUUACAUUGAUCUUUAACUGGUAUUGGACAUUGCAGCUUAUAGUUUUUUAACAAUCGUUUCUGUAAGUUCGAUCAAGUUCAGUACUUUAUUCCUCUCUUGAUUAUUUACCUAUCUCCUAGUGGGUGGAUCGCAUUUUAAUGCUUCUUGUUACUCUUAGUGCUCGUAUUUUUUGGAGGGUGGUAAUUUUGGUCUUAAGUUAUUUGUUUGAAUCAUAUCCUGGAUUAUGUUCUUCUUUCAAGGCCUAUUGCCGAGAGAGACGUGCAUAAUUAGUUGGACUUUUUCCAGCAAAUUGAGCAGAUUCUAAUCUUGGCCUCUUUAACAUUGCAAAACUGAAUAAAGUCUCGAUCUUGGUUACCACGAACUCAUAGAAUUCAAAUUAUCCAUUCAAAUUUGGAGGGUUGCACUAGUAAACUGAUUAUGAACUUGUCUUUUUGCUAUAUACUCUUUUAAGUGCCCUCCAAGUUUCUGACCGUUCUCACCUAAAUAGCUCACUUUAAGUCAUUAUCCCGCAGUCAUGCCCAGUAGUUUAAAUCUAGUCGGUGGUUUUUUCGGAAUUAUGUGAGAUAUUUACAAUUUGAUUGGCAAUGUCAAUCUUUUGUGGCCUCCCAAUCCUUGAGUGUGUUUACUGUAUAGCAUGUGCCCGUUGGGCCUGGAAACGCUGUCUCCACACUGCAGGCCAUGACAGCGAGACUUGGGGGUUUGCCACCGCUGAAGAAUUCGAACCUGUACCCAGGCUCUGCCGCUACAUACUUUCUGUUUAUGAAGAUGAUCUUCGGCAUCCUCUGUGGGAACCUUCGGGUGGCUAUGGGAUUAAUCCAGAUUUGAUAAUCCUGAAACGAACUUACGAACAUACACUAGGACGAGCACCUCCUUAUCAGUUGUAUCUCGAUCAUGAUCAUGCUGAUAUAGUUCUUGCCAUUAGAGGCCUUAAUUUGGCCAAGGAGAGUGAUUAUGCUGUUCUCUUGGAUAACAAGUUGGGAAUGAAAAAGCUUGAUGGAGGGUACGUGCAUAAUGGCUUGUUAAAAGCUGCCGGACGGGUAUUAGAUGCGGAGUGUGAUAUUCUGAAAAAACUGGUUCAGGAUUAUCCAAAUUAUACUCUAACAUUCGCAGGACAUUCUCUUGGGGCAGGCGUGGCGGCACUUUUGACGAUGUUGGUGGUGCAAAAUCUUGAUAGGUUGGGAAAUAUUGAGAGGAAGAGGAUAAGGUGUUAUGCUAUGGCACCUGCUAGAUGCAUGUCACUAAACUUGGCAGUGAGGUAUGCAGACGUCAUCAAUUCUGUUGUGCUUCAGGAUGACUUUUUGCCUCGUACAGCCACCCCAUUGGAAGAUAUAUUCAAGUCACUUUUCUGUUUGCCAUGCCUAUUGUGCCUAAGGUGUAUGAGAGAUACAUGCAUAUCAGAGGAGAAGAUGCUCAAAGAUCCAAGGAGACUUUAUGCACCUGGUCGCCUUUAUCACAUUGUGGAGAGAAAGCCUUUUAGGUGUGGAAGGUAUCCUCCAGUUGUCAGAACUGCAGUGCCUGUGGAUGGGAGAUUUGAGCACAUAGUUCUAUCAUGUAAUGCCACGUCAGACCACGCCAUCAUUUGGAUAGAGAGAGAAUCCAGUAGGGCCCUGGAGCUAAUGAUUGAGAAAGAUCAUAGUCUGGACAUCCCACCAAGACAAAAGAUGGAGCAACAGGAGUCGAUUGCGCGAGAGCAUAGCGAGGAGCACAAGGCAGCUCUAAGGAGGGCUGUAACAUUGGCUGUUCCUCAUGCCUUUUCCCCUUCACAAUAUGGGACAUUCCAAGAUGAAGAGGGUAGACAAUCCCACAGCACAGGUGGUGAUUCUUCUUUUGGUUCAUCAAACAAAAGCAAGGCAAAAGAAAGCUGGGAUGAACUGAUUGAGCGUCUGUUUGAGAAAGAUGAGCAAGGUCACAUGUUACUGAAAAAGCCACUCACUGAUGACUCAAGUAUGUAACAUUAUGAUUGCAGCCUUUCCCGUGGUGAUUUGGUGGACCCCUUUUGUCCAUCUCAGAAGGAAGUCUGUGCAAAAAGGAUGUUAUUACUCUCGAGCUCUUCCAUACAAGACACUAAUUCCUUUAUCCAAGAAGAGUGGCUUUUGCUGCAGAGGUGAAUGAGAUGACAAACUCUUAUCAGCAUCGGAUAUUGAUGGUGUUGCGGGGCUGUGCACGACAUUUUUUUCGAUUAAAGUUUAGUAAGUUUGUACUGUGAAUGCAUGCAGGAGAUAGAACGACGUGUAUAUCUUGGCAUUCUUUGAUGCAUUAGGCGGAAGCCGCUAUUGUGAAUAUAAUAUCUAAUCUAAACUACUUAAAGCCGCGAAGCCUGAUGAACAGUUGAUUGUGCCGGUUUCGCUGUGGUUUUGCA
Molecule: messenger RNA, 2905 nt
Organism: Coffea eugenioides
Lineage: Eukaryota; Viridiplantae; Streptophyta; Magnoliopsida; Gentianales; Rubiaceae
Exons: 7
Coding region: 1131-2498 (455 amino acids)
Biological process (GO): lipid catabolic process
Source: RefSeq, a predicted model, not a curated record